Ceratitis capitata (Mediterranean fruit fly) is the source of this 1644-nucleotide messenger RNA. RefSeq names its product protein ultraspiracle (gene usp). Gene Ontology annotation, biological process: anatomical structure development; cellular response to ecdysone; positive regulation of transcription by RNA polymerase II. The coding region runs from base 124 to 1473 and encodes 449 amino acids. The record is from RefSeq and is a predicted model, not a curated record. Gene Ontology annotation, cellular component: nucleus; activator ecdysone receptor complex. NCBI's taxonomy places the organism in Eukaryota, Metazoa, Arthropoda, Insecta, Diptera, Tephritidae. Gene Ontology annotation, molecular function: zinc ion binding; RNA polymerase II cis-regulatory region sequence-specific DNA binding; nuclear steroid receptor activity. The transcript has a single exon.
GAAAAUUUUUAUGUUCAAGUAAAAUGUCGACGGGAUAUAUUUUUUUUUAGUGAGUUUUCAAAGACUGGAAUUGAUUUAUAUUUUUUUUUUGUAUAAAAGUAAAAGUUGUAAGGUCUGGUUGUCAUGGAUGCAGGUGAUCAGGAGCAGAAUUUUCGGAUGGGACCGCUAUCGCCACAGGAGAUUAAACCUGAUAUAUCUAUAUUAAAUGAAAACAAUACUAGAGCAUUUUCUCCUAAAUCCGCCAGCCCUGUUUCCUUUGGAUCGAUUGGACUUCAAUCCAUGAAUAUGGCAAAUGCAGCAGCAGUUGGGGUAGGUUCAAACCAGCUCCAACAGGGUGCACAACAACAGCAACAGCAGCAAUAUCCUCCAAAUCACCCAUUAAGCGGAUCAAAACAUUUGUGUUCCAUAUGCGGUGAUAGAGCAAGUGGAAAACAUUAUGGUGUAUACAGUUGCGAAGGUUGUAAAGGGUUUUUCAAACGAACAGUGAGAAAGGACUUAACUUAUGCAUGCCGAGAAGAUAGAAACUGUAUAAUCGACAAAAGGCAACGGAAUCGGUGCCAGUAUUGUCGUUAUCAGAAAUGCCUUGCCUGCGGAAUGAAACGUGAGGCAGUUCAAGAGGAAAGGCAGCGAGGGACUCGUUCCCAAAACGUUCGCUCUAGCGAUGAUUUCAAUCCUAGUAGUUCCGUUCGCGAUUUAAAUAUAGAGCGUAUAAUUGAAGCAGAGCAAAAAAGUGAACAACUUAGUGGAGAUAAUGCUAUACCAUUCCUUCGGGUUGGUCCCAAUUCAAUGGUACAACCUGAUUAUAAAGGAGCUGUUUCACAUCUCUGUCAAAUGGUAAAUAAGCAACUUUACCAAAUGGUUGAAUAUGCUCGAAAAAUGCCUCACUUCGCUGAAUUACAACGUGAUGACCAGGUGCUUCUACUCAAGGCAGGUUGGAAUGAGCUACUUAUAGCAAAUGUGGCAUGGUGUAGUAUUGAUUCUUUAGACGCAGAUUUUGCUACAUCAGGAGGUCAUGAUACUUCAUUCGGCCGUCGUUCUCCUAUACGUCUACCCCAACAACUUUUUCUUAAUCAUAAUUUUUCCUACCAUCGUAAUAGCGCAAUAAAAGCAGGCGUGGCAACAAUAUUCGAUCGUAUUCUCUCUGAGCUUAGCGUUAAAAUGAAACGGUUAAACAUUGAUCGUUCGGAAUUGUCAUGUUUAAAAGCUAUUAUUCUAUUUAACCCUGAUAUACGUGGCUUAAAGGGACGUAAUGAUGUCGAAGUAUGUAGGGAACAAGUCUACGCUUGCCUGGAUGAGCAUUGCCGUACUGAACAUCCUGGGGAUGACAGUCGAUUUGCACAACUUUUACUGCGGUUGCCCGCACUGCGAUCCAUAAGCCUUAAGUGUUUGGAUCAUUUGUUUUUCUUUCGAAUAAUGGGAGAUAAGCCUUUAGAUCAGCUUUUCUACGAACAACUUGACACGCAAAUGUGCUAAGCAUUAAUAACAGAUUUCAUCGCUUAAAGUGAUUGACGAAUUUCAUCAAUGUUUAAACAAUUUUUAACUUUUAAGUGUGAUUAAUAUGUCUUUUAACGCCUACAUUUUUCAAUUUACUUCUCUAAUAGUAUUUUAUGUAAUAUUUACAAUUUAUUGUAUGCAAAUUAAAAA